Molecule: messenger RNA, 15219 nt
Organism: Lucilia sericata (common green bottle fly)
Lineage: Eukaryota; Metazoa; Arthropoda; Insecta; Diptera; Calliphoridae
Gene: trx
Product: histone-lysine N-methyltransferase trithorax
Exons: 10
Coding region: 2206-14973 (4255 amino acids)
Biological process (GO): positive regulation of DNA-templated transcription
Cellular component (GO): histone methyltransferase complex; nucleus
Molecular function (GO): zinc ion binding; protein binding; DNA-binding transcription factor activity
Source: RefSeq, a predicted model, not a curated record
AGUCCUUUUUCAAACAUCAAUUCGAGCAUACGUAUAGAAGUGCCAUACGCAAGAAAAACGAAAGAUUUUUAGUGAAAGAAAAAGCAAAAAAAUAAAAUGAAAAAAUAGAAACGAAAAGAAGAAAAGUUUUUUUUUAUACAAAUUUCUUGUCGCCAACAAAAGAAAACCUAAAGAAAUUAAUUAAAUCUAUAUAUUUAUUAACUAAUUAAAAGGAAUUUAAUGAAAUUUGGAGAAAAUUAAGAGUUUUUGCAACAAAAAUCAUGAAAUGAAAAAUAUGAUAUUUUGUGAAAUUUUUGUAUGUGUGUAUGAAAAAAAGAAAAAGUAACAACAACAACACAGAAAAAAGAAGAAGCAGCAUACAAUAAAAAUUUAUAUAUUUAUUUUUUUUUGUCUUUUUCUCAACUAUCGUGUUGUACGUAUACGCAAACCCAAAAUAAAGAAGAAAAAAAUCAAAUAAUAAAAAAAAGAAAUAAAAUCAUUCAAAAACGAGUAAUUUUUCUUCUUCUUCAGCUUCAACAUCUUGCAUUCUCCUUUGUACGUGUAUAUGUGUGUAUAGAUGUGUGUUUUUGUAUUUCGUGUGUGUAAAAAAAAUAAACGAGUUUUUAUUAUAAAAAAAAAUAAAAAAUACAAAAUAAAUGGAAAAAAAUGUUAAAUAGGUGUGAUUUUUUGUUACGUUUAAAAGAAUAUUAAGUGAACGUGUAGUAGAGCGCGAAUUGUAAGAAAAAAACCCAAGAAAAAAUAACAAAUUUUAAAAAGUUUUACUAGAAAAUUAAUCAAGUAAAGAAAUUAUUAAAUAGUUCAAUUAAAACUUCGAGAUAUAUUAUAAAAAUAACAAAGUUUUUGUAGAAAAAAUUUCAAUUUUUUGGUUUCCACCUGGUGUCGUUGUUUUGCGUGAAAAAAAAGAAACGACCAGGUAAAUCUUCGUCAAACAGUGUUGCAUUUUUGCUCGUUGCUGUCAAAUAGUUUUUUUUGGAUUAUUUUUAUUUUAUUUACUCAAACAAACAAGUAAAGGAAAAUUUGCUUAAAACGCAAAACAAUUGAGAAAAAAACAAAUGCGCAAAAUAUAAAGUUACAACUACAACAACACUAAAAACGACAGAAAAAACGCGUCAUAAAAUCAUUAAAAUACGCAGCAACUGAAAAAAUUCAAAAAGAAAACCACCACUUAAACAAAAAAAAAAAAAAGGUUAAAAAGAAAAACCCAUCAUAAACCUAAACCUCACAACAUGCAGCAGACAGUUUACUACUAACAACCACUACAAACAAACACAACUGUCAAUAGAAAAAAGCAAGAAAAUCUAAAACAGAGGUGAAAAAUCCAUAGAAUACUGUUUUUUUUUUACAAAACUACCUUAAGAAAGCAUAACCAAGGCAGCAGCAGCAACAACAACAUACAAAGGAAAAGUUGUUUUUUCUCUUUAUUGUUAAAAAAGGCAGUAGUUUUUAAAGUGCUCUUUUUAACUUAUCUAACCAAUGGGUUAAUAAAGUUGAAAAACCACUUAAAAGAAAAAAUCAAAUCAAAAGAGCUUGAUAUUAGUAAGAACAACAACAAGAGCAGUGCAGAAAAAACAGCAACAUAACAACAACAUAAAUUUCAUUAAAGAAGAAAAUAUAAAAGCAAGUUGCAGACCAACAACAUCUGCAACAUAAAAACAGCAACAACAAAUAAAAUGUAAAAAGGUGUUAUUGGUGGUGGUGGUCACGCAACAUAACCAAGCCAAUAACAAAGAGAAAAAACUAUUUUACAUACUAAAAAGGUAUUUUAAUAAAAAAAGCAGCUGCUUUCUUUAUAAAACACACACACUUACGCUCAAAGAAGCAAUUACAUUGUUGCACAUUCCUUAAAGAAACCUAAAGAGAAAAAUAUUACAACACAAAACAUUGUUAAGACAAAGAGAAAGAGCGAGUUGUAAAGCGAGAGUAAGAAAAUGUUUUAAAUGAGAGCCGAAAAAAGUUUUCUUAAAUAACAAAAAGAUGGAAAAAUUGUUGAUUGUCCUCUAGAGAAACGAGUUUAGUUUGCCAAAGAAUAACAAGCAACAUGGCCAGACUUUAAGCAGGACAUCAACAAAAACAACGAGUGUAUAAAAUAUACAAAAAAAAAAAAAACAAAAACAAUAAACAUUUUUUAUUGCAACAAAAAUCAAAAUAAACGCAAGGCAAAGGAAUUACAAAAAUUACGCGCCAAAUGCAAACAAUAAAUUUAUUAUGGGUCGUUCUAAGUUUCCCGGGAAACCGUCUAAAUCGAUUAAUCGUAAAAGGAUAAGUGUUUUGCAAUUAGACCCAAAUAAUACUUUAACGGCAGCAGCAGCCUCGGCGGCAGCUUCUUCCACAACAGCAAACUCAACUAAUAGUUCGUCAGGAGCAGGAGUAGGAGGUGGAGGAUCAGCAGCAGCGGCGGCGGCUGCAAAUUCAAAUGCCGCUACAGCUGCUGCCAAUGCCGAAGAUGAGGAGGAGCAAACGAAAACGGAGGAAAAUUUAAAUAAUGAUUCGGUGGAAUUGGAAAAACGUAAAAAUGGUCGUAAACCCCAUGAAGACGAUGAUGAGGAUGAGCAGGGGGGUCCAACAGCUAGUGCGGGGCUGUUGGCUGCUACCCGUAAUAUGAAUGGUAGAGCUUCUACUUCAAACACCACAAACCAACAGCAGCAGCAACAACAACAAAACAAUACCCAUAGCCAACAACAUCAGCCUCAAACAGAUAAAUUUGAAAAUGUCUCUGGUAGCUCUAAAUCCACAACAGAUGCCUGUAAGGAAACUGUUGCUGAUAAUAAAAAACCUAUUACAACAACAAUAGCUUCAUUAGGCUCUUUAAAAGACUCUAAAAAGCUUAUUAGCUCCAGCUUAAUUACGGGGCAAGUAAAUUUUCCUAAACGACCGUGUAAGAAAUUUAAAAAUUUAAAUAUAAAUAAACCAGAAGUAAUGCUACCUUCAUCAAGUAAAUUAAAAUUACAACAACAACAGCAGCAGCAACAACAAGAUACUAGCAAAAAUUCUUUUUCAAUAUUAACAGCAACACCACCCGCCCCUCUUGAACAUUUUCCCACAGCCGCCAGCUUAAAUAACAAGUUGCCAGAGUUACAGCAACAACAACAAACCUCUACUACAAUAAAUAAUGAAUUGUUGUUGUCAUUAUCAACGUCCGCCUCGUCUUCAUCAUUAUCUCCUUCGUCUUCUUCUUUAUCCUCCUCUACAGCAGCAUCUCCAACAACUCGUUUAACAUCAACAGCCUCGACUUCUUCGUCAUCCUCCUGUAAUAUUAAUGAAUAUCAUAAAUCUGUUAAUCAUAAUAAUACCAUAGAUCAUAAAAUAAAUGUUGAACAACAUAAAAAUGAUAAUAAUAAUGACGAUAAUAAUAAUAAUGAUCACAGUGAUAAUGAUGUUGAAGAUGAAAAUUCCAGUUUGACAUUUCCUACAAACAGCUCUCAUCUGGAGAUGAAAAAAUGUCCAAAAACCAACCUAGACCACUCAACAACAGCUCAACUAAACGGAACAACCAGUGAACAAACCAAUAAUCAAAUAAAAGACGUUACUACAGAACUAACAACAGUCAACACAAAAGAUGAUAAUAAAACUACAAUCAAACAAAAUCCCAGUAUAACACCUAUAAAUUCUCCCAGCCGCAAUAUGGAACACAACUCCUUAAACCUAUCGCCCUCCAAUGUCUCUCAAACCUCAACCAAUUCCAAUUCCUCUACAGCAGCGGCCACCACAGCCAGUGCAGCAACAAUUAAUUUGAAUUCCAAUUCGAAUUCAAAUUCUUCCUCCUCCACCAGCAGUAAUGAUAAGAAACAAAAGAAAACGGUUACAUUUAAGAAUGUACUCGAGAGUAGCGAUGAUAAAAGUGCGGUUAAAAAGUUCUAUAACCCGGAUAAUCGUAAACCCUUGGUAUCGAUUAUCAAGAAAGAAUGUCUUAAUCGGCCGCUUAUGUAUACGAGAAAUAGUGAAUUUAUAGUAAGACCAUCGAGGCUAACGGAAAUACUCAAAAAUAAUUCAAAUAUUGAUAAAUUAAAUUCAUUGAAAUUUCGUACGAAUCAUCAGCAACCUCAUACUUCUGCGUUAGGGACGACAACAAGUGAAAGUUGUUCAGUUUUGGCGGGUCCUUUGUCAAGAGUAUUUGGUGCACCCAGUGAGGAAGAGGAUAGUAAACUUAAACAUAAUAUUAUUAAUUUUCGUUUAAGUAAAGAACAAAGUGAUGAGGAGGAAGAAGAAGACGAUGAAGACGAUGAAGAGGAAGAUGAGGAAGAAGAAGAAUGUGAGGAAGAGGAGGAGUUGGACGGAGAAGGAAUAGAAGAAGAAGAUGAUAUGGAGGAGGAAGAGCUUGCUGUGGAAGCUAAACAUUCUCUGGAGCAAGAACAUAAACUCAAGCUUAAAGUCUCUAACGAAGAGGAGGAGGAAAAUCAACAAAUGAUUGUGGAUAAACAUUUUGUUUUACCCAAACGCAGCUGCCGCUCUUCGAGGCUGAUUAAACCCAAUAAACGUUUAAUAGAGGAUGGUAUUAUUUGCAAGAAAAGUAUUUUAAAAACUGCUACCGCCACCAUGGCUACAGCUGCCGCUUUAGCAGCCAAGGAGGAGAAGACAACGGCUCCUGUUCAACAGCCCAACUAUUUCGGUUUGGGUGAUUACAAUGCCAAGGAGUGUAAUGGAACAGCAACCUUAAAAUCCUCUAAGGAAAUAACAUUAGAGAGCCCAAAACUUUCCGCCUCAAGCUUUACCUCCAGCUCAAAUGUUUUCUCGAAUUUUGGCAACAACUCAACAAGUACGGCAACCAAUGGCAGCGCCGGCAGUAGUAGCACAACACUAAAGCCCAGUAGUUUUGUUUUAAGGCAACCACGACUACAAUUCGAAUCUUUAACGAAUGCCAACAGCACCACAGCAGCUGCAGCAACAACAACCAGUGAACGUAGUAGCAACACCAAUGUGGCAGUAGCUGCAGCAGCUUUAGCCUUAUCCGCUUCUUUGCCCAAGUCCUUGCAACAGGCCAUAUCAUCGUCGGCGGCAGCAGCAGCUGCUGGUAGUUUAAGUAACACAGCCUCAUUGCUAUCGCCUACGUUUUCCUUAAAUGGUACCAGUGCUAUCAAAAAUAUUAGCAAUACAAUUACAACAGUCCCUGUUUCUAUAGCUUCCCCGCCAGCUCAUCAUUGUGCUGUUUGUGCUUCCAUAAUACAUUCGAAAAAUUUACCACAAGCCAAUAAGUAUGUGGAAUUAAGCUGUGAACAUUGCCGUAAAUUCAUAUCGAAAAUUGCCAAGAAAUCUCUUGCCAUGAAAAACUCAACCACAAUGAAAACCGUACAACUCCAGUGCAAAGCAGAUGGAAAUUGUGUGAUUUUACCGCUUAACAAUAAGGCGGGUCAUUUGAAAAACUUUAAGAAAGUUUACAAAGAACGUUGUGGCUAUUGUUGGCUGAAAAAGUGUCUACAAACUUUACAAUUGCCAAAAGUGAGGCUAAAUGCAGUGCUGCCGAUCUUAAGUAAUGCCAUCAGCAGCAACAGCAGUAAAUCUUCUUUGCAAGAUACCAAAUCCAAGAAAGAAAUACUAGAGGAAACAACAAAGUUAACGGGUCCUAUUAAAUGGAAACCUUUAGUAGAACCCUUAACCUCUAGUACGACUACAUCAGCAAACCUAACGGAGACAUUAAAAUUGAAUCUGAAAACAAAUCCUUUAGUAGAAAAUAAUGUUACUUUUGGCAGUGUUCCCUUACUAAGGCCGGCCAUUUUGGAAAAACCUUUAUUUUUGAAAAGUUCUUUAGACACCAAAACGGAAAAAAUAGAUAAAAAACCUUUGGAUGUUUUAAAGGAUUUGAAGACGGAAAAACCGGAAUCUAUACUAGCAGAACCAGCCUUGAAAUCUUUAAACAACAAAAAGAAAGAUAAAUCUUUUGAAAAGGAACGCAAAGAAGUGAGAGUAAAAGAAAUGCUUUCACCCAAAGCAGAAACAGAUAAAACGAAAGAGUCUAAAGAAAAAUUGGAGCAGCUAAUGGCAGGGGAAGUAAAGGACUGUAAACAGGAUGACAGCUUAAACACAGCAACAACAGCGUCCACUACUACAGUGGCGGCUAUUAUCCCCGCCGGUCCAACUAAUAGCACAGCAACAACUGGCAAUAAUAACGCCACUACAGUAGCAACAGCAGACAAACGUCAACGCAUAGACUUAAAAGGUCCCCGUGUCAAACAUGUUUGCCGUAGUGCUUCUAUAGUUUUGGGACAACCUUUAGCCAUGUUUGGUGAAGAAGGCGAGGAAUCUAUCUUAAAUGAAGAACAGUUACCGGAAACGUUAGAGCAAACAGAAACUAAACUACCGCUCACCGAUGAAAACGAUAACUGUGCCUCCUGCAAACCCCAACAAUUGGCUACAGAUGAACAACCUUCCCAAAUAACAGAACCUCCCUUAAAGACAGCUAAAAUCGAGAAACUAGAAACCACUACAAAAGCCUUGGUUCCUGUUACCAAGUUAUCACAAAGACCACAUCACUAUAAUACCCAAUUGACCGCCUAUAAGAAACAGAUUAACAGCCAUAUACAUCCCUCCUUAAUGACACAGCGAGCACGCAAGGAACCCCAGGUGAAAUGUAAACUUUUAAUCUCUAUAGACUUCUGGGAAAACUAUGAUCCGGCUGAAGUAUGCCAAACUGGUUUUGGUCUUAUUGUUACGGAAACAGUGGCGCAGCGCGCUUUAUGUUUCCUUUGUGGUUCGGCGGGUCAAGAACCUUUAAUAUUUUGUUCCUGCUGCUGUGAACCGUAUCAUCAGUAUUGCGUCCAGGACGAAUUCAAUCUCAAACAUGGCUCCCUCGAUGACACGCUACUGCUGAAUGAAAGUUGUCUUAGUGUGACGACGCAGGGCCUAAGUUCGCAUGCGAAUAAUGCCAUAGCCAAGUUGAAUUGGCUGUGUCCGCGUUGUACGGUGUGUUACACCUGUAACAUGUCUUCCGGUGCUAAAGUGAAAUGUCAAAAAUGUCAAAAGAACUAUCACUCUACUUGUUUGGGCACUAGCAAACGUUUGCUAGGCGCCGAUCGCCCCUUAAUCUGUGUCAACUGUUUGAAGUGUCGUUCCUGCUCCACCACAAAAGUAACGAAAUUUGUGGGUAAUCUACCCAUGUGCACCAAUUGCUUUAAGUUGCGCAAAAAGGGCAACUAUUGUCCGGUGUGUCAGAAGUGUUAUGAUGAUCAGGAUUUCGAUUUGAAAAUGAUGGAAUGUGGUGAUUGUCAUCAAUGGGUGCAUGCCAAAUGUGAGACUCUAACAGAUGAGCAAUAUAAUCUGCUAAGCACUUUGCCAGAAUCCAUAGAAUUUAUAUGCAAAAGAUGUUCCCGCAAAUCGCAAGAUGCUAAACAAAGAGCCUGCGAAUGGCGGGAGGCGGUAAAGGAAGAAUUCAAGUCCAGCUUAAUGAGUGUUUUAAAGCUGCUAAGUAAAUCGCGACAAGCCUGUGCUUUGCUGAAGCUAAGUCCACGUAAACAGCUAAAAUGUGCUUGUGGUUCCAGCUCCAACUCCUCCACGGCUAAUAACAAAUAUCAACCCAAAUCUUUGCAAUUUAGUUCACAAAACUCACAAGUUAAUGCAACUAAUGAACCGGAUCCUUUGGCUUCCACCAACAAUAUAGACAUCUAUGAAUUCGAUGAUCGUGAACGAGAUCAGGUGACUUUGAAUCAUCAUUCCACUUUGGAGUUACAAACCAAGAAGUGUAUAUGUCAAGCUCAAGUGACAACACCGCCCAGUAGCUUAAGUCUAGUGGAGAUAAAACAUAAAAUCUCCAAUGGUAAUUAUGUCUCAUUGGCGGAAUUCAAUUACGACAUGAAUUUGGUGAUACAACAGGCCAAUUGUGAUGAUUUGGUUAUUGUAUAUAAAGAGAUAUUAAGUGAACAAUUUCCCUGGUUUCAAAAUGAAACCCAAGCCUGUACAGAUGCUUUGGAAGAGGAUAUGUAUGAGGCGGCGGGAGGAGCUUAUGGUCUCAAUACUUCUGGGGAUUCAGAAUCAGAUUAUAAUAUGGAUUGCUUACCCUCUAGCCAGGAGCAACAGGACGAUCAAGAUCGUUCAGCUUUAUUGGCUGAAUUGCCGCAUGAUUUGGAGGAACAGCUGUAUAAUAUAAAAUCUCGCACGGAUGCUAGAAUAUGUUUAUUUUGUCGUCGUACGGGUGAGGGACUGCCGGGAGAAGAAUCUCGUCUUUUGUAUUGUGGUCAUGACUGUUGGGUCCAUACCAAUUGCGCCUUGUGGUCUGCAGAGGUUUUCGAAGAAAUCGAUGGUUCUUUGCAAAAUGUACACUCAGCCGUAGCCAGAGGACGCAUGAUUAAAUGUUCCGUUUGUGGCAAUCGCGGAGCAACAGUGGGUUGUAAUGUUAAGUCAUGUGGCGAACAUUAUCACUAUCCCUGUGCUAGAUCUAAAAAUUGUGCCUUUCUUGCCGAUAAAUCCAUGUAUUGUCCUCAGCAUGCGGCCAGUUUUAGUAGUUCUAAAACCAGUUUUGAAACACAGUUCGAGGUAACACGGCCGGUCUAUGUGGAAUUAGAACGUAAGCGCAAGAAGCUGGUGGAACCCUCAAAGGUACAAUUUCAUAUUGGCUCCUUGGAAGUUAAGCAAUUGGGUCAUAUUUUACCCCGAUUCUCGGAUACUUAUGAAUCUUUGGUGCCCGUUAACUUUCUAUGCUCACGUUUGUAUUGGUCUUCCAAAGAACCUUGGAAAAUUGUGGAAUAUACUGUCAGGACUUAUAUAUACAAUGCCUCCUCGACUUCUUUGUCUAAUGGCGCCAUUGAUUUGGGUAAAAACUUUACCGUGGAUCAUGGUCAAAGUGAUACGGCCUUAAUACAGCAGGGCCUAAAGCAAAUACAACAAUGGCAUUUAAGUUUAGCCAAAGGAGACUAUGAAACCGCUGAGGAAUAUGAUUAUUUAAAUAAUUUUCCUCAACAUUCUUCCUGUUCGGUUAAUAAUACUCAAGAAACUAAUGCCACCAAUGACGAGGAACCUCAAACCAAUGCCGAUCUCUUGCCUCCCGAAAUUAAAGAUGCCAUAUUUGAGGAUUUGCCAGGUGAUUUACUGGAGGGUAUUUCCAUGUUGGAUAUUUUUACCAAAUGCAUGAAUUAUGAGGAUAUGGCUCAAGGAGAACACUCCAAAGAUGGUGUUAGCAAUCAGCAAUUGUCAGAUGAGGAUACUAUGACUUCCAUAGGAGCCUUCACCAAACAAUGGCCAGCGGAGUUUAACAGCAAUUGGCCGAAUACGGUUAAUCACAGUCAUGUGGAGGAUGCUUUGUUAAGCAACAACACCAACGUAACUGCAGCCCAGGCAGCCAAACUGCAGAAAUUGAAGAAAUCCUCCUCGCCGGUGGUGAAUUGUGAGGUUAAUGCCAAAAAUGCCAUUAAAAGAAGAAAGAUAUCGGAAAAUAUGUUAAUGUCGCUCAACAAUCAUCAGCGCUCGCAAAAGAAGGAGGUGGCAGCGGUUACCCGUAGACUAGAUAUGGAGGGUUCCAAUAAAAUAACGUUUACCUGGAGUGCAGAGAAAAGAUAUAAUCUGGAUUCUAAUCAAACCGAUAGUAAAAUUAAAUUAAUGCAAGUGGAUGGUGUUGACGAUAGUAUAACCGAGUAUCGUUUUGUUACCCAAGAAGCUACCCAGGCGGCCGUGAAGUGUGAACGAUGUCAAUGCACUUAUCGUAAUAUAGAAUCUUUUCAAAGGCAUUUAAACAAUUGUGAACCCAUGUCUUCUUCCACCAGUGAAUCGGAAACGGAACAUAAUUCCCAAACACCAGAAUUAACACACAAUACGGCGCAGGCAUUGACUUUGGAACAAUUGCAAGAGUUAAAUAAUAAACUACAGCAGCAGCAGCAACAACAGAGAACUAAUCAAAUGCCUUUUAUACAAAGCAUACCCACACAAACCUUAACGCAAUUGCAAGGCUUGCAAACGGCGAAUAUUUUACAGGGGGUACAAUUGCAGGGAGUGCAAAAUUUGCAGAAUUUGCAAAAUCUACACAAUAUCCAACAGUUAACACAGCCUCAAAGUUUGGGAGGAAACUUUUUCAUUUCUGCCACCCAACCGGAUAUGAAUCAAGCUUCUAAUGAUCUGCAAUUAUAUGCCAAUACUCUACAGGGCUUGACCGCCAAUCUGAAUGGUACUUUUACAUUACAGCCCACAGCCAAUCAAUUUACCACAGCUCCUCAAUUGCAGCAGAAUCAGCCACAACUUAUAGCCGUUUCCACUAACCCGGAUGGCACACAACAGUUAAUACAACUACCGGCAACGGCUGCACAGACACACCAAACGGCUCCGGCAACAUAUCAAACUUUACAGGCCACCAAUUCCGAUAAGAAAAUAGUACUACCCGUAACUCAGGGCAAACCACUCAAAACUAUGGCCACCAAAGCGGCUCAACAGGCUGCCGCCAAGAAUAAACUAAAAGCCACCACUGUGGUGAAACCCAUCCAGUCGAAAAUCAAUGUUACCACAGCCACCACCACCAAUCACAUAACACAACCACAAACGGUUAAUGCCACACAACUAAUCAAUCAACAAUUACUGCAACAAUUGCAACAGCAGGCCCAACAAAACUCAGCACAACCACAGCUACUCUUUCAAACAGCUCCAACACAACAGCAGCAACCGCAAAUCAUAAUGCAGCCACAACCACAAAAUAUCAUUUCAUUUGUAACCACCACUAAUGAUGGCACACAACAGCCCCAACUGCAGUAUGUAACCUUGCCCACAGCGCAACAGGCCACGGAGUACAAGCCUCAAACACAAGCUUCCCUGUUUACCACAGCCAAUACACAGCCUUUGUUGCAAUCAGCCUAUUUGCAAACAGACGCCAGUGGUAAUUUGGUCCUAACCAAUGGACCACCACAAACUACCACUCCUUUACAGCUGAUAACCACACCCCAGGGACCGCAGGUUAUAGGCACCUUAAUACAACCACAAACUUUGCAACUGCAGGGAGGUAAUGUUCUGACAACAACCACCACCUCCACGGCAGAAGGAGGAAUACCACAACAGGGCAGCGCGCAGACCCAACAGCAACAGGUGAUUAUUAGCGGAAAUCCAGCAGGAGCCACCAAUGGUUUAGAAAUGCUAACAGCGGCCACACAACCACAAGUCAUAUUAGCCACUACUACACAACCCAUGUACUAUGGCUUGGAGACUAUUGUACAAAAUACUGUCAUGUCUUCACAACAAUUUGUUUCCACCGCCAUGCCGGGAGUGUUAAGCCAAAAUGCCAGUUUUUCGGCCACUACUACCCAGGUGUUCCAGGCCAGCAAAAUAGAACCUUUAGUGGAUAUACCCGCCGGCUAUGUUUUGGUCAACAAUAUGGAUGCCAAUAAUGCUCUUUUACAACAGCAACAAGCUAACAAUGCUGCAAAUUCUGCAGCCCAACAGCAGGCUAAUCAAAAUACUUUCAUACAAGCCGCCCUACAACAGCAGGCCCAGGCUUUGGCCGAACAGCAACAACAACAGCAGCAGCAGCAACAACAACAGCAGGCUGCCCAAAAUAAUGUAUAUCGGUUGCAAACACCUCCUGUAAACACCUCGCAAGGUUUCCAACUACAAACACAACCACAAAUAAUGGUAACACAACAACAAACCUCAACAGCAAAUCAACCACAAUAUGUAGAGGCUACAACUCCGCAACAAAAUGUGCAUUUGGUUAGUGCCAAGGUGGCUCCGGUGGCACAAGUUAAAAGAACCAAAUCUACAGCUCCCGUCGCCACAGUAACUAAGGUACAACCUCAAGUGGUUAAUAAAGUAAUGCCCAAUGUGGUGCAAACACCAGCGCCUGCACAAGCCACAAAAAUUAAACUACAAACUGCACAACUACAGCAAACACAAACUCCACAAACAGCAAACAAUCUAAAGCCCAUAAAUCAAACCCAGCUUAAUGCAAUAAUGCAACAGCAGCCGCAAAUAACAAUAACAUCACAAAAUCUAAACACAGCAAGCAAACCAAUGGAGGUAACUAAAGCGCAACUAACAAACACCACGGCCACAAUCGUGGCAGCUUCAAUAAACUCUACAACAACUACCACAGCUAACAGCAACAAGAAAACCAAUAUGAUAAGACCUUUACACAAGCUAGAGGUAAAACCCAAGGUAAUGAAAACCGCCACGGCCACGGUAGUAACCAAGCCUACCAUAAACAAUAAUAUAAACCAAAACAACCCGCCUUUACAACAGCAAACAACAAUAGCGCCGCCCCUAAAUCCCAAUAAAAUGAUAGUGUUGAAACCACAACAGCAACAACAACAAACAACGCAGCAGCAGCAACAAACAACAACAGCGCAGCAAGCACUCAUACAAAAUAACACAAAUCCAACAAAUCUAGGAAUAACAGAGGCGGAAACUAAUACCAUCAUGCCUCUGACAAAUCUAACAGAAUCUACGGAAACUACAGAGUUUAUGAAUCUGCAACAUGUGGCUAAUAAUCAUCAGCAACAUUACAAUGUUUCCGAUGCUUUAUUGUUAGACGAAAGUUCACAAAUGGCUCAGCAGACUCUGUCUCACUGUAGCUUUUCAAAUACAACGAAUUCAGCAUACGAGCAAACACAAGCACCAGCUGCUGCAGCAGGACAACACAAUAACUCGGAUAAUGUUAACAAUAUAUUGCCCACAAUACAAAGAAUGCCCCAGUACACCAACAUUAAUAUUGUCAAUCCUUUGCAACAGUAUUCUAAUACAACAACCUCUACGUCUACCACCACCAGCAGCAGCAGUACUACCAUAACCCGGCCUACAAAUCGGGUUUUACCCAUGCAGCAAAGGCAAUAUGAACAACAUUCUCAGACCAACUGCAGUUCAACUUCGUCUACUUCCACAGGAGCUGCAGCAGCAGUUAAUACGCAAUUUACACAGCAUUCUACUACUACAAAUACACAGAUCUCACAAAGUCAAAAUCUAAAUAACACAGCGAUGGAUACAACACCUCCCAUAGCCAUUAAAAGCAACAUUAAUAAAAUCGCCUACGAGCCGGAGGUUAAACAAAUGUUGCUGCAUUCACCCCAACCUCCACAGGAGGCUAUACAAAAUCAUAUGCAGCAACAAUUGCAAACACAACAAAAUCUGCAAUUGCAGCAGCAACAAAGUAUACAACACAAUAUAGCUAAAUCCUCCCCUCCUCCACUAGCCUACGAUAUAGGGGAAAAAGUGGAUGAUUCAAAUCCCAAAAUGUGUCUGCAUGAUAUGAACUAUGUACACAAUAACAUGCCCGAUUUUGUUAAUCCCUCUACACCCGAGGCAUGUCUCAUAACCGAUCCCAAAUUCCCUCCAGAAGGAGAAGUUAUUUUGGGCGGUGGCUCGGAUUGCUGUGAAAUUGAGGAAGAAGCCUUAAGUUCUGCUCAUAAUGAGGAAGAAGAAACUGAAAUGGAUCAAGGGCAGCCUGAUGAUGAGGAUGACGAUGGUUUUAGUUUGAAAAUGCCUUCGGCAGAUGGUUCCGAUAACAUGUCUAUGGAUAGUGAUGAGCCAGCAGUUAAAGAAAAAAUCAGCAAAAUUCUAGACAAUCUUACCAACGAAGAUUGCAAUGAUUCUUUAAAUACUAACACCACAUUGGAGGCACAAGUGCAAGAAAUGCACUGCAACAAUCAAUAUCUCAAUAAUACCCUAACAGCGGAGAAUUUAGAAAACAAUGAGCAGCAGCAGCAAACACAAUUAACGCCACAAGAUGCUAAUGAUUACUACACACCCACAACAGAGGAAACAUCAGCCUUUAUAGCCGCCCAAUUGGCAGUUGAAAAUAUGAAAGAACAACAGCAACAGCAAAAUGAAAAUUAUAAUCAUUUGCUACAAUCUGAAAAUUCGGCCAAACUGCAGCAGGAAGUGGAAAAUUCCCUCAAUACCAACUAUAUGCAAAAUUGCGCCAACUCCCUAACACCCGCCUCGAAUUUGAAUACUCUACAGCAGCAGCAAACAGCUAAUCUCUCAGCCCCUUUAACCUUAACAGCACAGCAACCGCCUCAUCCUCCCUCUAGAGAUCCCAAACGUAUAACAGGACCUCAUUUACUUUAUGAAAUACAAAGUGAAGAUGGUUUCACCUAUAAAUCUUCCUCCAUAAGUGAAGUAUGGGAAAAAGUUUUCGAGGCUGUACAAGUAGCUCGCCGCGCCAAUGGUUUGGCUCCCCUACCCGAGGGGCCGCUAGCCGAUAUGAGUGGUGUUCAAAUGAUUGGUCUUAAAACGAAUGCUUUAAAAUAUCUCAUUGAACAAUUGCCGGGCGUAGAGAAAUGCAACAAAUAUACACCCAAAUAUCAUAGACGUCAUGGUUCUAGCUCCAAUUCCCACUCGGCUUCCAGCAGUUCACUGUCCUCUUCAUCUUCUAUGAAUGGUAAUGCCUCUGUAGCCGCCUCCCUCGAUACCGAUAGCAAUAGUAUGGAUUAUGCUUCAGAUCAAGAAGAUCUAACGGAAAAUCCCUAUGAAUGUGCUCGAUGUGAACCGUUUUCGAAACGUUCGGAAUAUGAUAUGUUCAGUUGGUUGGCUUCACGGCAUCGCAAACAACCGGUACAAGUGUUUGUACAACCUUCGGACAACGAACUGGUGCCAAGACGUGGUACGGGCAGUAAUUUACCCAUGGCAAUGAAAUAUCGCACUUUAAAGGAAACUUAUAAAGAUUAUGUGGGUGUAUUCCGUUCUCAUAUCCACGGUCGUGGUUUAUAUUGUACAAAGGAUAUUGAAGCUGGUGAAAUGGUUAUUGAGUAUGCUGGCGAACUAAUACGUUCCACAUUGACAGAUCAACGUGAACGUUAUUAUAAUAGUCGUGGCAUUGGCUGUUACAUGUUUAAGAUCGAUGAUCAUUUAGUGGUGGAUGCUACAAUGCGUGGUAAUGCAGCUAGAUUUAUAAAUCAUUCUUGUGAGCCCAAUUGCUAUUCCAAAGUUGUUGAUAUAUUGGGCCAUAAACACAUAAUCAUUUUCGCUUUACGACGUAUUGUUCAAGGCGAGGAAUUGACUUAUGAUUAUAAAUUUCCAUUUGAAGAUGAGAAAAUACCCUGUUCGUGUAGCCAAAAAAGAUGUCGUAAGUACUUAAAUUGAGAAGAGAACGUGGAAAAUAGUAAGCAAUUUAUGGGUAUUUGGUGUAAAGUUUUAACAUAAAAAGAAAACAAGAUAAAGCAUAAAGUGAUUUUCAAAGAAAAGUGAUUUUUUUUAUAAUUUCGAAGCGAAACAUUUUUAUGUCUGUGUAAUUAUUAAUAUACUCAUAGUUUAAAUAUUAUAUACAUAUAUUAUUAUAACAAAGAAACAAAAACUAUAAUUCUUAUAACAACAAUAGCAGCAAAAGCA